CAGGUAGUGACGUGAUGUGUAAACAGGUCCUGUAGCCGUGGCAGCGGCUGAGGCGGGCGAGCUAGGUACGGCUGCCGCGGACCGGGGAGAGAAGCUGCCAGCCGACAUCAGCCUGCGCCGCAGCGCGCCGCCACUACGGGGUCGGAAGGGAGAGCACCAGGUGGCGCUCAUCUUUGUACCCCAGCCUCUAGCAGUGUUGGCAUGUAGUAGGCACUCAAGAAAUAUGUGUUGAAUGAACGGUGCCUGUGACAAGCAACUGGACUUUGUUCUUUCCUGACCCUUGCUCCUAUGACUCAUCUCCUCCUGGCUGCCACUGUCACUCCUUCAGAGCAGAUCCUCUUCUCUAGGGAAGCCAGAAGGGAAACAGCUAUGGCCAAGGACAUCCUGGGUGAAGCAGGGCUGCACUUUGACGAGCUGAACAAGCUGCGGGUGUUGGACCCCGAGGUUACCCAGCAGACGACAGAGCUCAAGGAAGAGUGCAAGGACUUUGUGGACAAAAUUGGCCAAUUUCAGAAAAUAGUUGGUGGUUUAAUUGAGCUUGUUGACCAACUUGCAAAAGAAGCAGAAAAUGAGAAGAUGAAGGCCAUUGGUGCUCGGAACUUGCUCAAAUCUAUAGCAAAGCAGAGAGAAGCCCAACAGCAGCAACUCCAAGCACUAAUAGCAGAAAAGAAAAUGCAGCUCGAAAGGUAUCGGGUUGAAUAUGAAGCUUUGUGUAAAGUAGAAGCAGAACAAAAUGAAUUUAUUGACCAAUUUAUUUUUCAGAAAUGAACUGAAAAUUUCAUUUUAUAGGAGGGCAAAAAA
Rhinolophus ferrumequinum (greater horseshoe bat) is the source of this 801-nucleotide messenger RNA. It is a transcript of the gene IFT20, whose product is annotated as intraflagellar transport 20. Gene Ontology annotation, cellular component: Golgi apparatus; cilium; centrosome. The record is from RefSeq and is a predicted model, not a curated record. NCBI's taxonomy places the organism in Eukaryota, Metazoa, Chordata, Mammalia, Chiroptera, Rhinolophidae. Gene Ontology annotation, biological process: centrosome localization; intraciliary transport; protein localization to cilium.